CUUGAAGUCGCGCUCCGGUAUCAACAGGCGCGCGCUUGGAACGGGGAGCGGUUGGUGACGUGACGUUAGCAGGAGCUUGCGCUUCAGUCCGAGUCGGAACCGGGGCGGAGUUGGAUGCUAUGUGAGGGAGUGAAAGUAGCAAUGGCUGAUACAAGAACAAUGUCUGGUGGUGAUACUGUUGAUGCACAAUCCAGUACAAUCUAUGAAGGAAGAAGCCAAAAACAACUGGCUGAUGAUACUCUUGCUGUGGAUACAGUACCUGACCAGUAUAUAAAAUAUAAAAUGAGCUACAAACAUAUUGGCAUGUGUCUUCUCUUCAACAAUAAGAAUUUCCAUCCAGUGACAGGCAUGAAUAAACGUAAUGGUACGGAUGUAGAUGCUGCUAAACUGAGCAAGACAUUCAAAAACCUGGGCUAUGAUGUUAUGGUUUAUAAUGAUAAAACAUGCAAUGAAAUGCUUGAAAUAUUGCAAAAUGCUGCCAAAAGCGACCACAGCCAAAUGGCUUCAUUUGUUUGUAUUUUCCUCAGCCAUGGAGAGGAAGGAUUAUUGUAUGGAAUAGAUGGUGCUGAAGAAAUUAGAAAAUUCACCAGUAUCUUUCGAGGAGAUCGAUGCAGAUCUUUGGUUGGCAAGCCAAAGCUGUUCUUUAUACAGGCUUGUCGAGGAAAUGAAUUUGAUGGAGGUGUUGAGACUGACAGUGCUGUAGAUGAAAAGAGUACUUCCCUGAAAAAAAUACCCAUAGAGGCUGACUUCCUGUAUGCUUAUUCUACAGCACCUGGCUAUUACUCUUGGAGGAAUACAGGCAAUGGUUCAUGGUUUAUUCAGUCAUUAUGCCAUGUACUUGAUAGGCAUGGCAAGGAACUGGAGAUCAUGCAAAUACUCACUAGAGUCAACCAUAAAGUGGCAUUGGAAUUUGAAUCCAGCACGCAUACGGAGGCUUGCAAUGAGAAAAAGCAAAUCCCUUGCAUUAUUUCUAUGCUAACUAAAGAACUUUACUUUAGUUGUUAAGACACUUUUGGAAAUGUGAAAUUGUAUAAUUUCUUCAAUCUAUUCCAGAAUUAACAGCAACUUCCAAUACUUUAUCUGCCUGAAGAGCAAUAAAUGCUUUAAUCAACAUAACCAAUCAUAGAAUUUUUGGUGGUGGUUAUUUUGAUGGCAUGAAUACAUUUCUAAAACCGGUUUAGUUAAAUUGUUGAUGCAAUAUCUUUACAAUGUCAAAUUUUGAAAAUCGAUAGUUAAUUUUUGAAUUUCAUUGUUAAAAGCAAUUUAGCAGGUAUUUUUUGACUGAAUUUUAUUAAUGUAAAGAGAGCUUUUGAUAAAUAAAACAACAACAAAGAAUUGGGGAUGCUGGAGAAACUCAGCAGCAACUUGGUGCGGUUUCUUCCCACAGAUCCCACCAGACCUACUGAGUUUCUCCACCAAUUUCUGUUUGUUUCUUUUGAUUAAAAUCGUGUUUGAAGAUCUUGCAUUGUUUUGUGUGUAUCAAUAGCCACGUGUUCAAAAAUAAUUAAAAAUUUACACAAUUAUAAAAGUAA
This is a messenger RNA of Rhincodon typus (whale shark), 1532 nucleotides long. Its product is annotated as caspase-3-like. Gene Ontology annotation, biological process: erythrocyte differentiation; keratinocyte differentiation; neuron differentiation. Gene Ontology annotation, cellular component: cytoplasm. Bases 115 to 1005 code for a protein of 296 amino acids. The record is from RefSeq and is a predicted model, not a curated record. NCBI's taxonomy places the organism in Eukaryota, Metazoa, Chordata, Chondrichthyes, Orectolobiformes, Rhincodontidae. The transcript is spliced from 7 exons.